This is a messenger RNA of Sinocyclocheilus anshuiensis, 662 nucleotides long. RefSeq names its product GRIP and coiled-coil domain-containing protein 2-like. Lineage: Eukaryota; Metazoa; Chordata; Actinopteri; Cypriniformes; Cyprinidae. Gene Ontology annotation, biological process: late endosome to Golgi transport. The record is from RefSeq and is a predicted model, not a curated record. The transcript has 3 exons. The coding region runs from base 1 to 291 and encodes 96 amino acids. Gene Ontology annotation, cellular component: Golgi apparatus.
AUGGAGCAGAUCACUCUCCUGAAGAGUGAGGUGCGUCGACUCGAGCGCAAUCAGGAGCGUGAGAAAUCCGUGGCCAACCUGGAGUACCUUAAAAACGUGCUGCUGCAGUUCAUCUUCCUGCGCUCCGGCAGCGAGCGGCAGGCUUUACUUCCUGUCAUUCACACCAUGCUGCAGCUGAGCCCCGAGGAGAAGAGCAAGCUGGCUGCCAUCGCUCAAGGUGAGGAGGAGUCCGCGGGCUCACGGGGGUCAGGCUGGACAUCAUAUCUGCACAGCUGGUCAGGCAUCAGAUGAGAGGAGUAACACAGCUAAACAUAUCAGCAGAUCUUCUCUGGGCUUAUGCAGCCUUGCUUUCUACUGAGUUACAACUUGUCAGUCCUGAUGGGAUCUUUUUUUUUUUAUCUGGGUUAUUGAAGAUUAUUCUGUGCUGUAAAUCAUACAUAAGAAAUGUUGGUCAUAUUUAUCAAAUUUUAAUAUAAAUUAUAUCAUUAUAUCAUUUUUCCACAAAUUGCCUAAUGGUUGUGUUGGUGUUUGUAAAUCUCAUAUCCAUGAGAGAUUUGAGGUUCAUUGAAUGAACAUUGACGUGAAGGAGUGUAAAUACUGGGUUUCAACCUCAGCUGUGUCUGUCAGUCAGAGUAUAAUCUAAUUAAACCACUUUGAAAGCU